ACACUAAACCAGUGAUAAAUUUUGGUGAAUAUGAAGCAUUACUAAAAUCUUAUGAUAAGGAUUGCGAACAAGAAAUCAAACCGUUCUCGUCGAAUAAAUCAUCACCUUAUCAACCGAUACCAAAGCUUACAUCCUUCUUUAACCAAUGCUUGUACAAAUUGGAUAACUAUAGAAUUGAAGGCGAAAAUGAUGAAAGCAAUUGA
Messenger RNA from Ambispora leptoticha, 203 nucleotides. Lineage: Eukaryota; Fungi; Glomeromycota; Glomeromycetes; Archaeosporales; Ambisporaceae. The record is from the annotation of a GenBank genome assembly.